Molecule: messenger RNA, 358 nt
Organism: Drosophila suzukii
Lineage: Eukaryota; Metazoa; Arthropoda; Insecta; Diptera; Drosophilidae
Source: RefSeq, a predicted model, not a curated record
CCCUUGGCCCACACAUCACUCUCGACCUUCUGGAAUGUUUCAAAAUUUGUGGCUCAAAUUGGGGGUACCGGAAAAAAGAUACUCUAUGGCUGGGGCACCUGGCGUGAGGGACAAGCUGAAUCUCAUUGUUGGCGGCGAUAUCUGCGAGGUUUACCGCGAUGGCUUCAACCGCGGAUCCUUUGGCUUCUGGUGCGGACUCAUUGGAUUAGCCGUAUUUGUGAUUUCUCUGGUCUACUUUCAUAUGAACCGGGAGCGAAUAGAUCCGAUCGAAUGAGCCCCCUGAAUUGGCGACAAAUAUUUAUGGAUUAUUGAGAUAAAUAAAGAGUCAGUUUGAGCCACUGUAAAAAGCGCAAAAAUC